Molecule: messenger RNA, 4221 nt
Organism: Syngnathus typhle (broad-nosed pipefish)
Lineage: Eukaryota; Metazoa; Chordata; Actinopteri; Syngnathiformes; Syngnathidae
Gene: wnt7bb
Product: wingless-type MMTV integration site family, member 7Bb
Exons: 4
Coding region: 2398-3459 (353 amino acids)
Biological process (GO): neuron differentiation; canonical Wnt signaling pathway; positive regulation of JNK cascade
Cellular component (GO): extracellular region
Molecular function (GO): frizzled binding; cytokine activity
Source: RefSeq, a predicted model, not a curated record
UAGUUGCGUGCAACACAACCAACGAGAAAAAAAGAUUGAAUAAAGCUUCUCCGCGCAAGAAGCUGCUUUGAUCAACAGGAUGAGGCAAGAAGUCGUGUCAUUCCCAACAAUUCCUGUUGCUCUCUGCAGCCAUGCAUACCUUUUUUUUUUUCUUUAAUAGCACCACGCCAGAGUUGUAUUUCCACAUUCCAUCGGCCUAGACUGAGUUUUUACCUGUUUAGCUUUAACUCUCCUCAUCCCUCCCCUUACCGCCUCUGCACACUUAAGGAGAACACACAAGAAGACGCAAAACUCACGGAAUAAUUUGCACGAAUUUGUUUGAUAAGAAGGGAGAUUGCUGGAUUUGAAGGGAAAAUGGUUUCCAUAUUUUAGAAACCACUCAUGAAAACGCCGACGUAUAGCCCGUGUGGUGUUAGAGCAUGAUAUAUAUAAAAAAAAAAGAUAAAAAUGUAUGAAAGUGAGCUGGAAAUUUGCAGGGGUGCACCAAAAAGCUGCAUCAACCCUAAAAAUCUUAUAUUUGCAUUUAUUUUCCUCUUCCAAAUCAAAAUCCCUUUAUGCAUGCUAAAAAGAGAUUUAAAAAAAACAGGAGUCGGCCAACUUUUGGGUUAUUUAAAAGUUGGGUCAAGUGAACAUUUCUUUGUGAAUGUUUGUUGUACAAUAACGAUUGAUUUGGAGUCACCACCGGCAAUAUUUUAGGUUAAGGGGUGAAAUAAUCCCCAAAAUUGGGUCGUCUCCCAAAUUGGAUUAUUUUUGAUCCAAUUUUUUUUAAAAGUCUUGCCCAACAAUCCAAUGUAAUUAUAUAAAAAUUAGAUCAUUAUGUCUCAUUAUUUUGCACCCUGCAAAAAGUUUCAUUUAGUCAUUCAUGUGCACUUUCUGGCAUCAAAUCUACAUUUCUAACAUCAGUGAAACUCACAUUUACAGUUUCUUUCCACAUUUCCGUCCUCUCCAAUUCGACUCGAGCGGCGAUACACCUGCCACACGCCACCAUUUUGCUUUACGUUGCCAAAUAUAAACAUUGUUGUACGUUUGUAAUGGGCAUCGUGCAGUUGUUUGUUUGUGCAGGUGGGCCUCGUGUUGUGGCUGCUGCUGAGUGUCUAGCCAAAUAGUAAAAGAAAUAUAGAAGUAGGGAGAAGAAGAAGCUCAGGUGGAGUGAAGCGUGAAACACACUUGGAGCUCCACAGAUGCUCAUAUCGCAUGACAGUGUACUGACAAUAUGCAGUGUGUGUGUGUGUGUGUGUGUGUGUGUGUCUGUGGUGCUCUUACUAUGUUUACUAAGCCCGACCAUUUAGUUCAUUCCUUCCAUCCCUUUACUUUCUCUAAAUCUUUCAUUGUACCCUCUUCAUUUACGACGACUGGAGCCUGCAGGUGUUGACUGACAGGCCCAUAGCAACACGCUCGCACACACAUGCACACGUACGCAAACACGCAUAGGCUGAAAUUUCUGCAGCUAUUUCAUUUCUUUGCCUGGAUUCUUAAAUGUGUUGACACAAAUGCAUCCUGGAUUACCCCCCCCCCCCACCCCUACAAUAAAUCAAAAAAUUCAUUGUAAUGACCAAUGCCUGGCAAAACGAUCAAAUUAUAACAACAAUUACCUCUUGAAAAUGUAAAUGCUCAGUGGGGCGGAUUAAAGAAGAGAGUGGGCCAUUUGUGGCCCACGGGCCAUACUUUGCCCACCCGUUACAUAGAGCGCCUUUCAAAGAGGGGCUUUUGGGACGGACAAUACAACUUUUGUGCUAUUUUAGAAGCUGGGGGAAUAUUCGUCGUAUUCCAGCCCAAAGCUUGCAUAUAACACCAACUUGUGGAUGCAGACUGACUCAUCCUGCCUCCCCCCCCCAAAAAAAUGUGAACGCUCCUCUUUUUGCGCGCAAGGAGUUGCGAUGCCGGUGUUUGUUGUUGUUUGGGGGGGGGGGGGGUAUUCUGAGGGGUGGCGGCGGAGAGUGCGGUGCAGUUGAUGAUGAAUGAAACCUCGGAUCACUGCAAGCCCCCCCUCCCACCACCACCUCUUCCUAUUGUCCCGCCGUGGCAAAGUGGGCGGACUGCAAUCGUCUCCGGCCGCCCAAUGGCAGCCGCGACUGCGGAGCCGAGCGCGCACAGGCACUUUUCUGCCAUGCGAGGUCCCUGAACGCAUCACCCACCACCACCGCUGCCGCGCCGCCGCCGCUGCGGAGACAUGUCAGAGCGCACCCCGGCCCCGGUCCCGCUCACUCGGCUACGGCAGCUCGGAGCGGCGUGACUCGGGAGCUGGAUUUUUAUUUUAUUAUUUUUAAAGACAGACCUGGGAUUUAAGAGCAACGGAUUUUUUUUUUUUAAUUAUUUUAAAAAAUUGAAAGUGUGUUUUGCCAUCUUGCUCAUCCCCCGUGCGAGGCGCCUGAGCCGCUUUGGCUCCUCCAUGUCAUCAUGAUCCUGUUCUCGUCGCGCAGUGUUCUGCUGUCAGUCUACUACCCGCAGAUCUUCCUCAUCCUCACCAGCGGCAGCUACCUGGCCCUGUCCUCAGUGGUGGCCCUGGGUGCCAACAUUAUCUGCAACAAGAUUCCCGGGCUGGCGCCUCGUCAGCGGGCCAUCUGCCAGAGCCGCCCGGACGCCAUCAUUGUUGUGGGCGAAGGCGCCCAGAUGGGCAUCAAUGAGUGUCAGUAUCAGUUCCGCUACGGCCGCUGGAACUGUUCGGCGCUGGGGGAGAGGACGGUCUUCGGUCAGGAGCUGCGUGUAGGCAGCCGGGAGGCGGCGUUCACCUACGCCAUCACGGCAGCGGGCGUGGCCCACGCCAUCACGGCGGCGUGCAGCCAAGGUAACCUGAGCCAGUGCGGCUGCGACCGGGAGAAGCAGGGCUACUACAAUCAGGAGGAAGGCUGGAAGUGGGGCGGCUGCUCAGCCGACAUCAAAUACGGCAUCGAGUUCUCCCGCCGGUUCGUCGACGCCCGGGAGAUUAAGAAGACGCCGCGACGCCUGAUGAACCUGCACAACAAUGAGGCUGGGAGGAAGGUUCUGGAAGAAAGAAUGAAGCUGGAGUGCAAGUGCCACGGCGUGUCGGGCUCCUGCACCACCAAGACGUGUUGGACGACGCUCCCCAAGUUCCGUGAGAUCGGCUACGUGCUCAAGGACAAGUACAACGAAGCCGUGCACGUGGAGGUGAUGCGGGCCAACCGGCUGCGGCAGCCCAGCCACCUGAAGGUGAAGCAGACUCAGGGCUACCGCAAGCCCAUGGACACGGACCUCGUGUACAUCGAGAGGUCGCCCAACUACUGCGAGGAGGACGCGGCCACGGGCAGCGUGGGCACCCAGGGCCGCCUGUGCAACCGCACCUCGCCGCACACGGACGGCUGCGACCUCAUGUGCUGUGGGCGGGGCUAUAACACGCACCAGUAUACCAAAGUGUGGCAGUGCAACUGCAAGUUCCAGUGGUGCUGCUUCGUCAAGUGCAACACGUGCAGCGAGCGGACGGAGGUGUUCACCUGCAAGUAGAGGACCGGAGAAAAAGGACCUCUGACGGACACUCUUCACGGCAUCGUUUUGCACACCAGAAUCUUUAAAUCGCUUUCCACAGAGUCAAAUGCAAAGUACCAGUCGGCGACUUCAUGCGAGGAUGUACGCACGGGACCGCCAGAGCCUCACGCGUGGCAAAGUUGUGCCCAAGUGGACAAGGGGGGCGCAUGUUGGGACACAUUUUUCUAAGCAAGGUGCGUUGAGGUGUACCAAAAAAAAUAUAUAUAUAUAUAUAAAUAUAUAUAUGAGCGGAGAACUCUGUGGAAGCCUCUGCUGCCAACUGGAAUAUUAAUGUCGGUCUUCCAGUCACACUGGAACUGUCUGUUCUGAACACUGAAAAAUAAAUUGUUUAUUUAUGUAAUAGUAUCUUAAAAAAACAAAAACAAAGCACUAACGGGUAGAGAUGUCUUUUUUGUUUACUAAGUGUAAAGAAAGUACUUUAGGAGCUCUGACUGAAGCUGUAUGUCUUUUAAGAAAACACCCCCAUCCGACGACCCUUUAUCACCUCAUCUUGUCUUGUUCAAAAGAGCAUCGUUAAAAUGUGUCUGGCAUUCCCAACGCUUUGGCUCUAUUUAAGUGUCGCAUCGUUUGUGUUUUCACGCUCCGUUGCCGGCGCGCACCGACGUCUCGUCGGAUGCUCGGAGCGGCGGGAAUGUUCCUGGAAACUGGAUGAUGUUGUCGAGUGCUGCACUGAUACUUUCUCUUCAGUCGUGCUAAAUAAAAGUCCCCGGUUGGAAAGUA